Molecule: messenger RNA, 14358 nt
Organism: Alosa alosa (allis shad)
Lineage: Eukaryota; Metazoa; Chordata; Actinopteri; Clupeiformes; Clupeidae
Product: neuroblast differentiation-associated protein AHNAK
Exons: 8
Coding region: 475-13683 (4402 amino acids)
Biological process (GO): regulation of RNA splicing
Cellular component (GO): cytoplasm; nucleus
Molecular function (GO): protein binding
Source: RefSeq, a predicted model, not a curated record
CACAGCCUCACUCCUCUGUGGACUGUUAGCCUGCGCGGAUGCAGUGAGACGCCUCUCUUACACUCACUCACUCGGUCUCUCUCUCUCUCACACACACACACAAACACGUACUCACACACGAGUAUACACACACGCAGUACUCUCCGUCAGCUCUUUGAGACAAUUUCCUGGUUCUGCGACACACUCUCUCUCUCUCUCUCUCUCUCUGUACCGUUCACCGUGUUGUCGAGAAGUGGGGGGAAAGGGGAGACUUUGGCUCCUGAGCUCCCUGGGAGAGGCUAGAGUGGGGUGGGAAAGCGUCUGAACUCUACAGCACAGGAGCCUCUGCAGCAACAACAACAGCAGCAGCAGCAGUAGCAGUAGCGCCAAGAAGAAUUUUUGUUUUUGUUUUGGUCAGGACCGUGUCGGACGCCCAUCCCCAGGACCUCCCUCAGGAACGCAAGCAGACGAGGAAGUCCGUAGAGGAGCGCCACCAUGUGUGACUGCUUUCACCUGGCAUUCCCCAACUGGCAUGGGCCAGGCACGGGGGCCGGGAGAAGGCUGAGAGGACCAGAGCGAGAAGCUGAAGAUGAUUCAGUAUGUGAGGAGCCAGCAGAGUUUGUAGAGGGGGAGAGACCACGCCCACAGGGAUCCUCCCCAGUAGAGGAGUUUCCAGCAGCAGAGUACAUUGAGAAACCGGGUGAAGACAACUUUUAUGACCCUCUCCACAAGACUGGCAGUGGCAAAAAAGGAAAGAAGGUCGGUUUCGGGUCCCUGUUUGACAAACGCUCAUCUGGGAAAAUGAGCCAGAUGGAGCUGCAGAAUGGGGAGUCUGAAGUGCUUGUGAAAACGGCAAAGGAGGCCUGUGCUGAGGGCUUGGUAGUCACAGGAGGAGGGAAGGACGGAAUCUUCAUUAAGGAAUUAAAGCCUGACUCACCAGCUUCAAAGCACCUUCGUGUUAAAGAGGGGGAUCAGAUUUUAAGUGCUACAGUUUACUUCGAUAAUGUGUCCUAUGAGGAUGCCAUUCAGAUUCUUGAGCAUGCCCAGGCUUAUAAAAUGGAGUUCUGCCUGAGACGCAAACCACCAGAACCCACAGUCCAGGAAGAUGUAGAAGCAGCACGACUGGAGGGUGAAGAAGGCUCUCCAAAAAUGAGAGGACGCAAGAAAAAGAGACAAGAAGUCAGAAUCUCAUGGCCAAAAUUUCCAUCCUUCAGCAAAGGUCGCAAGGGGUUUAAAAGGUCUCAUAGUACAUCUGAAGCAGAGGAGCAGAGGAAACUGGAAAUGAGCCCUACGACAAGUGAUACCGAAUCACCAGUCAAAUCUCCACUGAAAUCCCCUGAUGGAAAAGAAAAGAAGAAGAAGAGACUCAAACUGAAGGUCAAGAUGAAGGGACUCAGAAGCAAGUCAGUAGAACAUCCAACGAGAGACGAUGAGGAGCCAACAAUGGAGAAUCUGGGUGGUGUGGAGAACCAAGUGGAGCAAGACGGAACAGACAUACAGUCUCCUGAAGAAAUGCAACUACUAGGUGAACCUCAGGUUGUCGAGCAGGAGGAUGCCAAAAGCCAAAAGUCCACUAAAGCCAGAGAUGAAUACACAUUCCCAAGCUUAACAGGUCCUGAAAUGGAGACAGGCUUACACAGAGUAGAGUUAAUCACCUUGGAUAAAGCCCUGAAGACGACCGAUAUUUCAGAUGCUCUUGCCGAGAGCAGUCCAAAAGAGAUAAGCUCAGAAAGUGUAAAGACUGAAAGGUCGGAGUUGAGAGUAAACAUUCAGGGGAAAGAUCUAAUGGAUACUGUGAAAGAGAGCCAGAUAGAGCCAGCUAGAUCCUCUCCAGUAAGCCUAAAGGACCAAUCAACUAGUAUCAGGACCUCGGAUUCAUCCACCCAUGACAACGUUGUAAUCAGUCCCAGUGUGAUGUCCCACACAGAUUUCAGUGAUCAUCAGUCUGAUAUCAACAUCAAUACUCAGACAACAACCCAAGAAAGAACAGAAAAAAACAUGGGACAUGGAGAGAUGGAUAUGAGUAUGCCAAAAGUGGAUGUUUCACUUGAUAUGUCAGAUAUAGGUUUGCUAAGGAAGUCACCAAGAAUUGGAGGUGAAAAGCAGUGGAAAGAUAAAACAAUUAACAUUCCAGAACCCGAGAGCUAUGGGAUCCGAACCAGAGGUCCUUUGGCUGAUAUGGCAACAUCAAAGUCGACAUUUGAUGCAUUAAAUGGACUUCAGUUUACCUCUGACAGAGCUAGUGCUAGUAGUGCCCUAAAACCAGACAGUGAUUUGAAAUUUAAAGCUGUAAUUUCCCAACCUAAAUCAAGCACACUAGAUGUAUGUACCGAUAAAGGUGAGGAUAAUACAGUAGACAUAAAAGUUCCUAGAGCUUCUGAGAUACCAAUGGAAAUAAGCAUUGAUAGAGUCUUAGCAGAUGUCAGUACCACCGAGGGCAAAAUCAAAGCAGAGUUCAAACUGCCAAAAGUGGACAUCUCUGAGUCAAAUCUCUCUGACACAAUAAAGAUGACAAAAGUGGAUAAUAAAGGACUUCAACUUCCAAAUCGGGAGGAACUGGAAAUUCCAGGUAUGGAGGAUGCAACCUCAGCUGCAGCACUUCAAAUUCAGGGAAUGAAAUUACCACAGAUAGCUGAGAGUAAGGAUCCCAAACUAACUGAUGAGAUACCGGCUAAAAGAACAGAAAUUGAAUUCAACCUUGAGGAUGUGAAAGCACUUGUUGCUAAAAUACCAACAUUCAAAUUACCAAGAAUCGAUAUGUCAGGAAUUUAUACACACAAAGAAAUCACACCCGAUUCAGAUAAGAUUCUAGCAACAGCUGAAACAUCCCCUCCUGAACUCUCAGAAGCAAAGACAGACGUGAGCCUCAAAUUGCCUGAUGAUACAAUGGAAGCAGUAAUGACACCUAUAAUUCAAAUGAAGCACCAAGAUACAACAAUCAAACUGCCAAAAGUUGAACUGCCACCUUUUGAUGACCAUGAACCAAUAACUGUAACUGGCAUCGAAGACUCAAAACCAAAGGCAAGAUCUAUUAUAACUGAACUCAAGAGCAUGACUGUGGAGGGUAAAUCAGCUGAAAUUAAAUAUAAGCUACCAAAACGUGAGGACAUAGAAAUUCCAGGAAUGGAGGCAAUAAUGAAAACAAGUGUUCAAAUGCCAGAUGUCAAGUCUGGUUUGGAGAUCCAGGAAAUUCAGAAAUCUGAUACUUCUCCGUCUCAUUCAACUGACAGAAAAAUUCAAAUACCUUUCGCCUCAGCUGCUGAUAUAGACAUAAAAGGUACAACUCUUAUAAGUGAUGGGAAAACAGAGACACUUCCCGCUGACAAGAAAAAUCGUGACAAGAAAACAAAGAAAAUAAAGAAAUCCAAGGCUAGUUUUGGAAUUGCAAAACCUGACAUUCGCUUCCCUGAUACUGGAAUUGAUUUACCACAACAAACCACAACACCUCCAAAAAUGGAUGAGAGCCAAGUCAAAGUGGAUACCAAAAUGUUCUCUGCUGGUGAUGAAGUGAAGACCAAAACACAUCAAGCGGUUUCAUUGGACAUCCAGAAGCCAGAAAUUGGCAUUAAAGGUCUGUCAAUUAAGGAAGAAAUAAAAACUUCAAAAGUGAAGGAGGAAGGUCAGAUUUCCAUACCGGAAGUAGAUAUUCCUACUGCUGACAUAAAGAUUCAUGGAAUUGGAAUCUCUCCUCCAAAAGUAAAAGGAACUGAAACAGCUGUAAUGGAUACACCCAAAACAGACAUCACUACAUCACCACCUGAGGCUAAGGUACUGACUCCAAGUGCAGAAUGCCAAGUAACCAUACCAGAGGUGGGAGAUGUUACACAAUCAAUUGAUGUUAAAAGUGCAGUUAGGGAAAAUGAUGUCCCUGAGAGUGAGACUAAGGAUAUGGACAUCAAAUUAAAGAAAAGGAAAAUAUCAUUUCCAAAAUUCAGCUUCUCUAGAACUGAAGUUAAAGCGCCUGAGGUGGGCAUUACCUCCCCAAAAGUUGAUGCAAGUUUUCCAGAGACAAGUUUGGACACAAAAGACACAGAAAUAGAUGCCACAGCCCCUGAAAGUGAAACUAAAUUGAAAGAUAAAAAUAUCACUGGCUCCCCAACUAAAUUCAAACUCCCCACACUUAAAUUCCCCAACUUUGCAAUGUCUCCCCAAAAGGUCCUGCCUGAAUCUACAGUAUCUACAGAAUCUGCAAUAAAAACCUAUGAAGAUGAAAUCUUGGAGGUAAAAUUGCCAGAACACAAGCUUCCAGUGUCAGGGAAGCUACCCACUGUUGACCUGCAUACAAUUCCAAGUGCAGACAUUGCAGUCCCAUACAGGGAUACAGUAAGUCAGAUAGAGGGACCCAAGUUUCCUUCAACUGAAAUAAAAGGGCCUGAACUGAAUUUGAGCAUCACCCAGACAGAAGUGGAAAUUCCAUCUAUGAUAACCCAAGGAAAAGAUGCACUUAAGACAGAAAAGAUUGAAGGACUAUCUGUUGAGGGAAAAACCGAGCCACCAGAAAUGGAAAUAAAGGUGCAAGAUGGAAAAAGUUUCAAACUGCCUAAAUUUGGAAUCUCAGUACCCAAAAUGAAAGGGCCUGACAUGGAUAUAAAUGUACCAAAAGCAGAUGCUGAUAUUUCACCUCUGGAAGGGAAAGCAGAUAUUGAACAAUCAGAUGUUAAUAUUCCCUCUGUGAAAGCAGCUAUUGAUAUGCCAAAGGUAGAUGUUGAGCUGCCAUCAGUUGAUCUGAAAGGUGGAAGUGCAGACACAGAUACUAAUGUUGAGGUUGAGGCCAAGGUGAGUGACACAAAACUUAAGAAAAGACGGAUUUCAUUUCCAAAAUUCAGUUUUUCUCGGUCUGAAUCAAAGGGAUCAGAUGUGGAUGUUGAACCUCUAAAAGUAGACAUCACUACUGCAAGUGUGGAUGCAAAAGUCUCAGAGACAGACAUUAAAACACUUGAGGGUGAAGCAGCACCAAAGGAUAAAAGUAUCAGCAGCUCGCCAACAAAAUUCAAACUGCCCACACUUAAAUUCCAUAAAUUUGGGAUGUCUCCCCCAAAACUUCAAACAGAAGGGAUGGAUGCAGAUGUGGUUAAUACUAUACCUGAGGAAGAAAUUCUAGAAGUGAUCGUCCAAGAACAUGAUCUAUCCGUAUCUGGAAAUGUUCCUACAAAGGAACUCCACCUCUCUUCAAGUGGAAAUGUUAACAUCUCCCCUGCUGAUGUGGAGGCAAAAAUAGAUUUAUCAGAUAUCAAAAUGGAGUCACAUGAGCUGGAUCCAAAAAACACUGAAGGAAAUUCAGUGUUCAAAAUGCCCAAAUUUGGAAUCUCACUACCAAAGGUCAAAGGGCCUGAAAUAAGCAUGAGUGUAUCAAAACCAGAUGGUGGCGUUUCUGUGUCAAGGGGAAAAUCAGAAAUCCAAUCUCCUGAUGUUGAAAUUAAAACACAAUCUCUUGAAGCAGAGACAGAUAUUGGUCAUUUAGAAAGUAAAGAAACUGACAUCAAAUUUAAGAUGCCCAAGAUGUCAUUUCCAAAAUUUGGACAUGCAAAAUCAGAGAUCAAUGCAACUGAAACUGAUGUUGCACCAAAGCUAGACAUUUCUCUGUCAGAUGGGGAAGUGAAGAUCAAAGAUGAUUCAAUACUACAGGGUAGUUUAGAAAUCACUUCACCAAAAGCUGAGCAGAAAAUUGGUGUUAAAGAGACAGAUUUGGAUAUUAAAGUCCCAGAUGUAGAACUAAAGGAUAGUGCAACCCUGUCAAGUUCACCAAGCAAAUUCAAACUUCCUACUUUCAAAAUGCCAAAAAUUGGGGUUGGAGUCACAAAACAAAAAGCUGACAUAGCAGACCCAAUUGCUGAUAUUAAGUCUCCAGAAGUAAAGUUAUCCGGGGUAGAAGAUGACAUAACUAUGCCUGUGCCAUCAGAAGUAACUGCCCCAUCUAUUGAUUUGUCCCUGUCUGCCAAGACACCAGGAAUAUUGAUGGAAAAACCUGAUAUUAAGGUGUCAUUACCAAAGAUUACAAAUGAAGUUGAAGGUUCCCAGAUAUCAAGCAACUUGAAUUUACCAUCAAUAAGCCUAACUGCUUCAAAAACAAACAUAGAUAUUACAGGAACAGAAAUGACCUCUGGUGUGUCUGGUGAAGCCACUAUCUCUACAUCUGGAAAAUUGCCUUCUUAUGAUCCCCCAAGGCCCAGACCAGAUGUUGAUAUAUCUGUUCCAGAUCCUGAAAUCACAUCGCCCACUAUUGACACAGAACUGCCACAAGCAGAAGCUAAACUUAAAAAACGAAGGAUAUCAUUCCCAAAAUUUGGAUUCUCAAAACCAGACAUUAAAUCUCCAGAUGUUGAUGUCACUCUUGCAAAGGUUGAUGUCUCUCUUCCAGAAGGGGAGGUCAUGGAGCCAAAAGUUGAUGUUAAUGUUCCGGAAGACAUCGAAUUAAAAGAUGGUACUGGAAUGGGAUCUCCAACAAAAUUCAAACUCCCUACUUUCAAACUACCCAAGAUUGGUGUUUCAGCAUCUAAAGGUGUGGUAGAAGUUCCAGAAGUGGAUAUAGAUGUAAAAACACCACAGGCAAGCCUACCAGAAACUGAACUGAAUGUUUCAGGAAAAGUUCCAGCUUUUGAUGGCGAAGGAUCAGGUGUGGAGUUGGAGGUACAUUCAAUAGAUGUGGCUGUAGAAACAAAAGUACCAGAGGCAGAGGGAAACAUGGCCUUAACUUUAACCAAACUUGAAGGUCCUGAAGUCCAUGUUAGUGCCCCAAAAUCAGAUUUGGAUGUUUCUCUGCCUGAAGGAAAGGUUGACGUCGAUGUUACUCUACCUCAAGGAAAAGUAAAAAUGCCUGGAGUAGAUUCCAAAGGUUUUGAUUUAAAAAUGAAGAGACCAAGUUUUUCAUUCCCAAAGUUUGGAUUUUCAAAAGCAGAGGUUAAGGCUCCAGAUGUUGACAUCCCAGAAGGAAAAGUAGAAGUUACACAGCCAGAUCUUCAUGUUAAGGUUCCAGAGGGAGAGGCUCAAUUGAAAGAUAUCAAUGUUACUUCACCAACAAAAUUCAAACUUCCCACAAUUAAAUUCCCUAAGAUUGGAGUGUCUGCACCCAAGGGAAUAGCAGAGAUCCCUACUAUUGAUAUUGAUGUCAAUGCACCUGAAGUCAGUCUGACCCAUGCUGAACUAACAAUUUUAGGAGAUAUGCCAGAAGUUGAUGUUGAAGGCCACGGGAUGGAUACAGACACUGACACAGAUAUGAGAGUAUCUGACACUGAGGGCCAAGAGAACAAGUUGAAGCUUCCAAAAUUUGGAAUAUCUUUACCAAGCGUGAAAGGUCCUGAAGUAGAUGUGCAUUUUUCUAAGACAGAUUUGGAUAUUUCCCUUUCAAGAGGCACAACAGACAUCGAAACUUCACUUGUUGAAGCAAAGGGUGAUGUAUCUGAUCUUAAUCUGAAAGACACUGACAUAAAAGCAAAGAAACCAGGUUUUUCAUUUCCCAAAUUUGGAUUCUCAAAACCUGAAGUUAAGGGCACAGAACUUGAUGUCAGCCUUCGGAAAGCUGAGGUGAAAGACCCAGAAAUUCAUGGUAAAAUUCCAGAGGGAAGCAUUGAAGUUAAAGAUUCCAAGAGUAUCGAUGUAAAAAUGAAGAGACCAAGUUUUUCAUUCCCUAAAUUUGGAUUUCCAGAAGUUGACAUGUCUCUACCAGAGGGAAAAGUGGAGAUCAAAGAGCCAGAGAUUGAUGCUAAGAUUCCAGAGGAAGAUGUUCAGAGUCCAAAUAUUCACAUUUCACCAUCAAAAUACAAACUCCCAACAUUCAAAUUGCCCAAGAUUGGAGUUUCAGCACCUAAAGGGCCAGUGCAGACACCUGAACUAGAAAUUGAUGUAAAGGCACCUGAGGUCAGUUUACCAGAUGCCGAGCUUAAGGUUUCAGGGGAUGUUCCAGAGGUAGAUCUCAAAGUUCAAAAAGUCAGUACAGACACAGAAGGACCUGAGGUUGAUGGACAGGGAAAUAAGUUCAAACUUCCCAAUUUUGGAAUCUCUUUACCAAAAGUGAAAGCUCCUGAGUUUGACAUGAGUGUCUCAAAACCUGAUUUGGAUGUCUCGUUGCCUGAGGGAAAAGUAGAUGUUGAUGCUCCAUUACCUGAUGUGAAGGCUGAGAUACCUGGAGUUGAUUCCAAGGCUAUUGAUAUAAAAGUUAAGAGGCCAAGCUUUUCAUUCCCUAAGUUUGGAUGGUCAAAACCAGAUGUUAAAGCUACUGAUAUCGAAGUCAAUGUCCCAGAAGUUGACAUGUCUCUACCAGAGGGAAAAGUGGAGAUCAAAGAGCCAGAGAUUGAUGCUGAGAUUCCAGAGGAAGAUGUUCAGAGUGCAAAUAUUCACAUUUCACCAUCAAAAUACAAACUCCCAACAUUCAAAUUGCCCAAGAUUGGAGUUUCAGCACCUAAAGGGCCAGUGCAGACACCUGAACUAGAAAUUGAUGUAAAGGCACCUGAGGUCAGUUUACCAGAUGCCGAGCUUAAGGUUUCAGGGGAUGUUCCAGAGGUAGAUCUCAAAGGUCAAAAAGUCAGUACAGACACAGAAGGACCUGACGUUGAUGGACAGGGAAAUAAGUUCAAACUUCCCAAUUUUGGAAUCUCUUUACCAAAAGUGAAAGCUCCUGAGUUUGACAUGAGUGUCUCAAAACCUGAUUUGGAUGUCUCAUUGCCUGAGGGAAAAGUAGAUGUUGAUGCUCCAUUACCUGAGGUGAAGGCUGAGAUACCUGGAGUUGAUUCCAAGGCUAUUGAUAUAAAAGUUAAGAGGCCAAGCUUUUCAUUCCCAAAGUUUGGAUGGUCAAAACCUGAUGUUAAAACUCCCAACAUUGAUGUCAAUCUCCCAGAAGUUGAUACAUCACUACCUGAGGGGAAAGUAGACAUCAAAGGGCCAGAGAUUGAUGCUCAGAAACCAGAGGGGGGUGCUCAAUAUAUAGAUACUAAUAUUCAAACCUCACCUACAAAAUUCAAACUCCCAACAUUAAAAUUCCCUAAGACUGGAGUUGCAACACCAAAAGGGUUGGCUGAAGCACCAGGUCUAGAUAUUGAUGUAAAGGGACCAGAGAUCAGUCUGCCAGAUGCUGAGCUUAACAUUUCAGGAAAAAUUCCAGAGGUUGACAUCAAAGGCCAACAUGUGGACACACAACUUCCUUCCACAGAUGUCAGUGCAAGCACAGAAGGACAUGAGUUUGAUGUAAAAAUGAAGAGGCCAAGUUUUUCAUUCCCAAAGUUUGGGUUCUCAAAAUCAGAUGUUAAAGUUCCUGAAAUAGAUACAAAUCUACCAGAAGUUGACAUGUCUCUACCAGAGGGGAAAAUGGAAAUAAAAGGCCCAGAGAUUGAUGCUAAAAUUCCAGAGGGAGAUCUUCAACAUAAGGACACAAAUAUUCAUGCCUCACCAACAAAAUUCAAGCUCCCAACAUUCAAAUUGCCCAAGAUUGGAGUUUCAGCCUCAAAAGGUUCCGUAGAAGCACCUAGAAUAGAUAUUGACGUGAAGGCGCCUGAGGUCAGUUUACCAGAUGCUGAGCUUAAAGUUUCAGGGGAUGUUCCAGAGUUGGAUCUCAAAAAUGAAAACAUUGAUGCACAAGCUCCAUCAAUAGAUGUGCAUGGACAAGCAGAGGGACCUGAAGUACCAGAGAGCAAGUUGAAACUCCCUAAGUUUGGAAUCUCACUGCCAAAAGUGAAAGGCCCUGAAAUUGAUCUGAGUGUCUCAAAACCAGACAUGGAUGUCUCUUUGCCUGAGGGAAAAGCAGAUGCAGAAGCUUCUUUGUCUGAAGGUAAAAUUGAACUAUCUGUGGUGGAUUCCAAGGGUAUUGAUAUAAAGAUGAAGAGAUCAGGUUUUUCAUUCCCAAAGUUUGGAUUGUCAAAACCAGACAUUAAAGCUACAGAAGUGGAUACCAAUCUUCCAGAAGUUGAUAUUUCACUACCAGAGGGAAACGUGGAAGUCAAGGAAACUGAGCUUAAUGUGAAGGAUACAGAGGGAGACAUUCAACUGAAAGAUACAAGUACAAUCACUUCACCAACAAAAUUCAAACUUCCUACAUUCAAAUUCCCUAAGAUUGGAGUUUCAGCACCAAAGGGUGAGAUGGAUGUUGAUUUGAAAGCACCUGAAGUCAGUGAAACAGAGGCUGAACUGAAAGUGUCCAUGGAAGUUCCAACUGCUGAUGUUAAAGGCCAACCAGUGGAUAUACAGGCUGAAGGGCAUGACAUUGAAGGACAAGGAGGCAAGUUCAAACUUCCAAAAUUUGGAAUCACUUUGCCAAAAGUGAAAGGUCCUGAAAUUGAUGUAAGUGUUUCAAAAUCAGAUUUGGAUCCUUUUAUUCCAGAAGGAAAAAUGUAUGUUGAAGCACCAUCAGCUGAAGUGAAAGCAGAAAUACCUGAAGUGGAUUCCAAAGGUCUUGAUGUUAAAUCAAAGAGACCAAGCUUUUCAUUCCCCAAAUUUGGUCUGUCAAAACCAAUUGUGAAGGCUCCAGAUGUUGAUGUGACUCUUCCAGAAGCAGAUGUUUCUCUUCCUGAAGGAGCCAUAGAGGUCAAGGACUCUGGAGCAGGUGUUCAAGUUUCUGAGGGUGACAUUGAACUGAAAGACGCAAACAUUUCUGAAUCACCAUCAAAAUUUAAACUCCCCACAAUUAAAUUUCCUAAAUUUGGUGUUACAGCUCCAAAGGUAACUGCCGAAAUAGAACAUCUAGAUGCUAGUAUUAAAGGAACAGAUAUCAAUGUGCCAGACUCAGAAGGGAAAGGAGGACCAUUGUCUGUUGCUAUUACAGGCCCAAGCGUAGCUAUCAAAACCACAACAGCUGAUGUGGACAUGAAGACAAGGGGGGUUGAUGUUGAGAGACAAGAAAGCAAGCUCAAACUCCCAAAAUUUGGAAUGGGAUUACCUAGAGUAAAAGGCCCUGAGGCUAAUGAAACGAAGGCCGAUGCUGACAUUACUUUACCAGAGGGGGCAAUAGAAGUGAAAGUGGCUAGUACUGAGGUGGAUAGUUCUUCAGCUAAAGUAAAAGUAGACUUACCAGCAGUGGAUUCAAAGGGGAUUGAUGUCACUGUAAAAAAAUCAAGCUUUUCAUUUCCCAGGUUUGGGUUUUCAAAAUCAGAUAGGACCUCUGAAGUAGAUACAUCUCUACCAAAAGCAGACAUUUCUCUGUCAGAGGGAAAUGUAGAGGUUAAAGAAGCCAAACAGUCCGAAGAAGAAAAGAAGCCAGACAGUGAACUUGAGGAUGAAGUGAAGGCAGCAACUGUUAGUGGAUCACCAUCAAAAUUUAAACUUCCCACAAUCAAAUUCCCCAGAUUUGGAGUAACAGUUCCAAAAGUGGAGUCACAUGAUACAGAUGUGCAGGUGAGAGGGAAAGAUAUACCAGACAAUGAACUGAAAGUUUCUGGGGAGCCUGUUUCGAUUGAUAUUAAAGUAACGAGUACACAAGGACACAAUGCAGAUGUUGAUGUGCAGACAGUAGGAGUGGGGACAGAUGGACAAGGGAGUACGUUCAAAUUACCCAAAUUUGGAGUAUCACUCCCAAAGGUCAAAGGCUCUGAAGUACCAAAGCCAGAAGGGGAAAUUUCUCUACCAGAAGGCAAAGUGGACAUGGAAAGAGAUGUUGAGGAUUCAUCAGUUGAAACUAGAGUAGAUGUACCGAAGGUUGAUGUGACUGCAAGGAAACCUGGCUUCUCUUUCCCCAAAUUUACUUUUUCUAAACCAGAAGUCAAAUCUUCUGUGAUUGAUGGAAAGACCCCACAAGAUGAUGUUUCAAAGCCAGAGGGUAUUGCUGAGAUACAAGAUGUUACAUUAGAUGUUAAAAGUCCAGAUGGAGAAACUGCUGUUUCCUCCCCCACAAAAUUCAAACUACCAACAUUUAAACUACCUACAUUUGGAGGGGCUACAUUAAAGGGUGCUGGAGAAGUUACUGUUGAUCCUUCUCUGCCACAAGGAACAGCUGAAGUUAAAUCUGUUGAUGCAGACAUCAAUACGCCUGCAUCUGAAGUGACUAUAGACUUGACCAGCAGUGAUGUUAAUGUUGAAGCUAAGGAGGUUAAGACAAGAAUGUCAUUUCCUAAAUUUGGUUUUUCCAAAACUGCAGUUAAAGCCCCUGAGGUUGAUGUGACACUACCUAGUGCAGAUGUUACUUUACCCGAGGGAAGUGUAGAACCAGAAGUAAAUGUGAAGAUCCAAGAAACAGAGCCCAAAGGUGAGGCUGUUGUCGGGGGGUCUCCAAGUAAAUUCAAACUCCCAACUAUUAAACUGCCCAAAUUUGGUACCACUACCCAAAGACCUAACAUCGAGGCUAAUGUUACGGUUCCUGAGAUAGACAGUUCAUCAGUGAUGAUCAGCACUGAAACUGAUGUUCCAGCAGUUGAAGGAACAGUUGCCCCAGAUAGUGAAAUUUCAACACAGUCAGGAGACAGCAAAGUUUUAAGCUCACCAAGCAAAUUUAAAUUACCCACUUUCAAAAUGCCUAAGCUUAGCCUUUCAAAGGCAAAAUCUGAAGAAGAUUCUGCAACACCCACUGAGGUCAAACCCCAGGAGGACCCUCUGGAAGGAGACAAAGAGAACACACAGGUAACAGACAAAUCACCUAAGUUCACUUUACCAACAAUUCAGGAUGUUCUUCGGGGCUUUGACGUUGAAUUCCAUGUCCCCACAUUAGAUGAAACAGAUGAGCCAAAAGGAGCCUCUCAACCAGAUGAAGGAGAACUGAAGCCUGCUGCUUGUGUGGUGGAACAAGAUGUGGAAGCAUCCACAGAGGCAUCAAAGGAUAGUGAUUCAGUAGCAAAGACCAAUGGGACUGUAAAAGAGAUUGUUAAGGAAGAGCAGAUAUUAGAGCUUCAGACAGAACAGAAAUUACAGGAUACCAAGGACCCAGAUCCAAGCUCUGAAAAAGGAAGCUGGUUCAAAUUCCCUAAAUUCCCCUCACCAACCAAAUCUGUUAAACUUACAGAGAAAGAAACCAUAAAACCUAGCGAGGAACAAGAACAAAACACUGAAAGUGACAAUUUAGAGAAUGAGAUCAGUAUAACAUCUUCAGUGAGGUCAUCUGAUGCAUUUGCUGAUGAAAGCUCUGCGCCAACAACAGAACAGAUUGCACCUUCAUUGUUUUCACCAACAAAAGUGACAGUAAAAUAUGCUGAGUCAAUCUCCACUGGCACAGGGGAUGUAACAGCUAAAAUUAUUACCUCUACUGCCAGAACUGAGCUUAUAUCUAUGGAGCCUGAUCUGCCAGAGAAAGUUAACAUUUCCUUCUCCUCUGACAGUUCAUCUAUGGACACACUAAAACAAGAGUCAGGGGCAAUCCAUAUCAUCACAUCAAAUGUACAAGCCAUACCAGACACACAGAAAGCGACAAUUCUGAGUCAUACUGUUCAGUCCCUGCCUGUUGAGCAAGUUAUCAUUAAAACCACGUCUACACCAUGGUCAAUGAACGAAACCAGCACGUUGCAAGAGGAUAGCAUAGUGGUUGAGAAGCAUGUGAUCAAGGAGAUGUCAGGUGAGAACAUGGAGACAGUGAUCAUAACACAGAAAACCUGCAUGCUUGAAGCUGACUCUGGGGAGCCCAUCAGCCAUACAGCAGCUUCGUCCUCUCAAACUUUACGAGACAUAGUGCAUAAAGAAAAAAUGAUUUUUUUUGAAAGUAGAGAGAUGCCAUUGCCAGCAGAAAGUAUUGUUGUGAGCAGUGUAACCACAGAGACACGUGUAAUCAAACACUCCACUGAGGAACACUCUGGGAAAUGAUCUCAAGAGGUCUGCAUUUGUGCACCAGUUCAUAGUAACGUUAUAUUACUUUUCAUACUUGUUUUUCAGUUGACUUACAUGACCAUACGCAGGCCUAUUACAGAUACUGUAAAGGUGUGCAGCUUUAAUUUAUUAACAAAUAAAAUUUGUUGUCCUUGUUGAUCAUGUCACAUGUGAGUGUUCAUCCACUGCCAAAACCUGUAGUAGAAUCUAUGAGAUUGAAAAGAUAGACUGUUGUCUUUUUAAUGUGCAUUACUAAUGGGUGUGGUUCUCUAUCUUAACACAAUUUACAAUGAUUACUCAGAAACCAUUCAAUUAUAUAUCAAUAAUAUGCAUUCAUUAUUAAGUUGUAGCAACAAUGAUACAGUAUAAUACAAUCCAUAUGGCUAUAAUGAAUGUUGCAGAACUUUGUUGGCUUAAAAAAAAUAUGCUAAAGAAAAUAUCACUUGUAUUUAAAAGACUUUAGAUAUAUCUGGGCAAAAUAUUUUAAAGCCAGAGUAGAAAGCCUCUCUGAUUUUUCAACAUAAUGUAAAAUACAAUGGUGAUAUAUUUGAUGUAAAUAAGUUGUUUUAUUAACGUUUGCAAAUAUCUUUACUGCAGCUGAUAUUAUUUUUACCCUGGCUCAAAUGAUGCAGCAUAUUUACAAGAUGAGGUUUAAUAAAGUUGUGAUGUAUA